AUGUCGUCGCCGUCCCGCCGCCGGCAGCGUGGCUCCCAGUCUUCUACGCCGCGUCGGUCAACUCGUCUGUCCGAAUCCAACGGCCGUGGUCCAUCUUCGCAGCUCGCCUCAAGCCCGAUCCUUUUCCGGUCCUCUUCGCCUGCCCCCGAUGCAAGCCAACAUGCUGGAGAGGUGUCGUCCCCCUUGAGGCAGAUGACCGGCAGUCAGUCCACAAACGGCCUCGCGCCCGCGCCCAGCUCACCACUGCGGCGAGCGUCAGAGACGCACACGCCGAGAGACGAUCCUCAAAGAACACCGAGAGCAACGAGAGCUCUUGCUGGAGAAUCUUCACCUAUUCGUUACGAGCCGAGCUCUAGCCCUGGAAGAUCUCUCGGCCAGCGCUCAGAAUUACGAAGCGAAAGUAGUGGCUUGUUUGUUCGCUCGGAACGCGGCGGCUCUGCCGCCUACAGACGCGGGGAUAUCAAUUCCGAUGCUGUGCGAACACCUCGCGCGCCUCGCCGCAUCGUCUUGGACGACAGCGGCCGCGUUGUGCAGGAGGUUUCGACUCCCGCUUCAGAUGCACCUUCUUUCGCGAACCGGGACCCAAACACGUCCGAAGCGGACCAUCUGGGCGGUCAAGGUCAGAGUCUCAUCUGGGGUACUACCGUCUCCAUCGAUGAUACCUUUGCCUCUUUCAAGGACUUCUUGCGCAAUUUCACCCAAAAGUACAGAAUGUAUCGUGAUGGGUUCUCCGACGCCGAUGUGCAGAAUGCUCCCGAUGCCGAGUCCAAGCCAUAUGCGGAGGCCCUAGGGAAUAUGCUGCUUCUUGGUACCACAAGGCUCUACCUGGACAUCUCUGAUCUGAACCUUUACCCACCGACGCGAAAGCUGUGGCACCAGAUCCAAGCAUAUCCGCAGGAAAUCGUUCCCGUCAUGGACCAGUCCGUACAUGAUCUGAUGGUUGAGCUGGCGCGGGCCGACUCCAUCCGAAACCGGCCUUCCCAGAGCAGUGCUGAACAACAUGGCACGCAGAAUAGCACCCAAAGCUCAGAGCCAGUCUUCCCCAGCUCUGAUCGACCUGAUGGGCCUGCCACCCCCCGUCCGCAGCAGGACCAACCGCAGCUGGAGGAUCAAGUGUCGUCAUCGAUUUACGUUGUUCGCCCCUUUGGCCUUGAACAGAAUACGAACUUGAGAGACCUUAAUCCUUCAGACAUGGACCGUCUGGUUUGUGUCAAGGGCCUGGUGAUUCGAGCAACGCCGGUAAUCCCUGACAUGAAGGACGCCUUCUUCCGGUGCAACGUUUGCAACCACUCGGUGAAUGUUGGCCUUGAUAGAGGCAAGAUUCGCGAACCAACGGAAUGCCCCCGGCCCAUCUGCAACAGCAAGAAUUCCAUGCAGAUUGUUCACAACAGAUGCUCCUUUGAAGACAAACAAGUCAUCAAGCUGCAGGAGACCCCGGACGCCGUGCCUCCGGGCCAGACGCCUCACGCAGUAUCCGUUUGCGUCUACAAUGAACUGGUCGACUUCUGCAAAGCUGGCGAUCGCGUCGAGCUGACUGGCAUCUUCCGCGUCAGCCCUGUCCGCGUGAAUCCACGACAGCGGGCCAUCAAGAGCGUGUACAAGACGUACGUCGACGUGCUUCACAUACAAAAGGUGGACAAGAAGCGGAUGGGCGCCGACCCAACCACCCUCGGCGUCGAGGGGGAGGAGGAGGCCGAUGACGGCGGCAACGAGCUGGAACAGACCCGCGUCAUUACACCCGAGGAAGAAGCCAAGAUUCGAGAGACGGCGGCCCGUGAGGACAUUUACGAGCUUCUCGCUCGAUCACUCGCUCCUUCAAUCUACGAAAUGGACGACGUCAAGAAGGGCAUCCUCUUGCAGCUGUUUGGCGGCACCAACAAGACGUUUCAAAAGGGCGGUCGUCCCAAGUACAGGGGCGACAUCAACGUGCUGCUCUGCGGCGACCCGUCGACGUCCAAGUCGCAGAUGCUCUCGUACAUCCACCAGAUUGCCCCGCGCGGCAUCUACACCAGCGGCAAAGGCUCCUCCGCCGUCGGUCUCACAGCGUACGUCACCCGCGACCCCGAGACCAAGCAGCUCGUUCUGGAAUCCGGCGCCCUGGUCCUGUCGGACGGCGGUGUGUGCUGCAUCGACGAGUUCGACAAGAUGUCGGACGCGACACGCUCCGUCCUCCACGAGGUCAUGGAGCAGCAGACCGUGUCCAUAGCAAAGGCCGGCAUCAUCACCACGCUCAACGCCCGGACCAGCAUCCUCGCCUCGGCCAACCCCAUCGGCAGCCGCUACAACCCGGACCUCUCGGUGCCCCAGAACAUCGACCUGCCGCCCACCCUCCUGUCCCGCUUCGACCUGGUCUACCUCAUCCUCGACCGCGUCGACGAGAAGACGGACAAGCGGCUGGCCAAGCACAUCCUGUCCCUCUACCUCGAGGACAAGCCGCACUCGGCCGCCUCGAGCAGCGACAUGCUGCCCGUCGAGUUCCUCACCUCGUACAUCUCGUACGCCCGCGCCAAGAUCCAGCCCACCAUCUCCCGCGAAGCCGGCGAGGAGCUGGUCAGCGCCUACGUCGCCAUGCGCGCCCUGGGCCAGGACGUCCGCGCCGCCGAGAAGCGCAUCACCGCCACGACCAGGCAGCUCGAGAGCAUGAUCCGCCUGUCCGAGGCCCACGCCAAGAUGAGGCUCUCGGACACGGUGACGAGGGACGACGUCCGCGAAGCCAACCGCCUCAUCCAGAGCGCGCUCAAAACCGCCGCGACCGACGCCCAGGGCCGCAUCGACAUGAGCCUCCUGACCGAAGGCACCAGCGCGGCGGACCGCAAGCGGCGCGGCGACCUCAGAGACGCCCUCCUGAAGCUGCUGGACGAGAUGACGGCCGGCGGCAACAGCGUGCGAUGGAGCGACGUCAGCAAGCGCCUAGGCGACGGGGCGAGCAUACCCGUGGACACGUCCGAGUUCAACCACGUCAUGAGGGGUCUCGAGACGGAGGGCCUCAUCUCCGUCAGCGGCGAGGGUGCCAGGAAGACUGUCAGGAGAGUGACGGCUGUUGUGUAA
This is a messenger RNA of Ustilaginoidea virens, 3048 nucleotides long. RefSeq lists its product as uncharacterized. The record is from RefSeq and is a predicted model, not a curated record. Lineage: Eukaryota; Fungi; Ascomycota; Sordariomycetes; Hypocreales; Clavicipitaceae. Gene Ontology annotation, biological process: DNA strand elongation involved in DNA replication; double-strand break repair via break-induced replication; mitotic DNA replication initiation. The transcript is spliced from 3 exons. Gene Ontology annotation, cellular component: MCM complex; nucleus. Gene Ontology annotation, molecular function: single-stranded DNA binding; ATP binding; single-stranded DNA helicase activity. The coding region runs from base 1 to 3048 and encodes 1015 amino acids.